This is a messenger RNA of Alternaria atra, 3858 nucleotides long. RefSeq lists its product as uncharacterized. Gene Ontology annotation, biological process: transmembrane transport. Gene Ontology annotation, molecular function: ATP hydrolysis activity; ABC-type transporter activity; ATP binding. The record is from RefSeq and is a predicted model, not a curated record. The transcript is spliced from 3 exons. NCBI's taxonomy places the organism in Eukaryota, Fungi, Ascomycota, Dothideomycetes, Pleosporales, Pleosporaceae. Gene Ontology annotation, cellular component: membrane. Bases 1 to 3858 code for a protein of 1285 amino acids.
AUGGACAACGAGGACUCAGCGACGUCGACGGGAACGGCCAUCUCCGCGGCUAUUGACGAGAAGCAUGAGUUGCAUACGGAAAAGGAGGCCAGGCCUCCCACGGCUGGUCUCAGUGAUCAAGAGAAGGACAUUAUCGACAGGCAAUUGACAGCGCCUAACCUUACAGUUGGGUACUUCUCACUGUUUCGAUAUGCUACAGCAAAAGACAAGCUCAUCAUGGUCGUGGCGCUGAUCGCCAGUAUUGCGGCUGGAGCUGUUAUGCCCCUCAUGACUCUUGUAUACGGCAACUUUGCUGGAAGCUUUACCAGCUUCUCAGUCAGCGCAGUCGCUGCUGCCAAGUUCCAGGAUCAGAUCAACCAGUAUACCUUGUACUUUGUAUACCUUGGAGUUGGAUCGUUUGUCACUUCGUAUAUUAGUAUUCUGGGAUUCUCAUACACUGGAGAGCGCAUUACACGGAGCAUCCGGGAGCUGUACCUACGUGCCAUUUUCAGACAGAAUAUCGCCUUCUUCGACUUCCUCGGAUCCGGUGAAAUUACCACUCGCAUCAGCUCCGACAUGAACUUGGUGCAAGAUGGUAUUGGUCAGAAGAUUGGUCUCUUCGUGACCGGUGUCUCCAUGUUCGUAACUGCCAUCAUUAUCGGUUUUAUACGAUCGUGGAAGCUUUCCCUGAUCAUGCUGGCGGCGACAUUGGCACUCAUUAUGAUGAUGGGUAUCAACGGUACCUUGAUGAAGAAAGCUCAGACACUAUCUAUCGACGAGUACGCCACAGCUGCUUCCCUUGCUGAGGAAGUUUUAUCUUCAGCUCGCAACGUUGCUGCAUUCGGCACCCAGAAGCGACUCGAGGCGAAAUACAAAGCUUUUGUGGACCGCGCAACGACAUUUGACUUCAAGGCAAAGUUUUGGCUAUCCAUGAUGAUUGCCGGCAUGAUGGGUGUGCUGAACCUUCAGUACGGUCUUGCAUUCUGGCAAGGAAAAAGAUUUCUUGACAAUGGGGAACUUGGCGUUUCCAACAUUCUCACAGUAGUCAUGGCACUCAUGAUCGCUGGUUUUUCCAUUGGACAGAACCUACCGCACAUUCAGGCUUUCGGCGGGGCCACUGCAGCUGCUACGAAAGUUUUUAACACGAUCGAACGAAACUCUCCUAUCGACCCGGAAACAGAUGAAGGUAUUGUACCAGACGACUUUGUUGGCAACAUUGAGUUCAGGAACUUGAAACAUGUAUACCCAUCUCGACCAGACACUACAGUGCUAUCAGACUUCAACUUGGAUGUUCCAUCGGGCAAGAUGAUCGCGCUUGUCGGUGCAUCUGGAUCUGGAAAGUCGACGAUCGUUGGACUGCUGGAGCGCUUCUACCUCCCGAUGGAGGGCCAAAUUUUCCUAGACGGCAGAGAUAUUGCAACAUUGAACCUGCGCUGGUUGAGGCAACAUAUGGCUAUCGUGAGCCAAGAACCCGUUUUGUUCAGUACGACAAUAUACGAGAGCAUUUUGCAUGGUUUGGUCAAUACGGAGUACGCAGACGUAUCGGAUGACAAGAAGAUGGAGCUCAUCGAGAAGGCUGCCAAGAUUGCUAAUGCUCACGACUUCAUUAUGGAUCUCCCGGAAAAGUAUCAGACCAAGGUGGGAGAGCGAGGAGGCUUGUUGUCAGGUGGACAAAAGCAACGUGUUGCAAUCGCUCGUGCUAUCGUAUCGGAUCCCAAGAUCCUUCUACUAGAUGAAGCUACUGCAGCCCUCGAUACCCGAUCCGAAAGCGCAGUCCAGGAGGCUCUUGACCGCGCAUCGCAAGGACGUACUACAAUCGUUAUCGCCCACCGACUCUCCACUAUCAAGAAAGCUGACAACAUCGUGGUCAUGGCGUUGGGCCGAAUUGUCGAGCAGGGUACCCACCAGGAACUUAUCGAUCGCAAAGCUGUAUACGCAAGUUUAGUACAAGCUCAAGAACUCACCUCUAAGAUCAGCCCUGCCAACAGGAUGACACUUCUAGACGACCCUGAUCGUAAAACGGAAGGCAUUGCCGACGAAGAGAAGCUUGCUUUGAUGCGAACUACCACAUCCGCCCCUUCAGAGUUCUUUGCAAAGAAGAACGAGAAAGACAAAGAAUACGGUACUUGGGAGUUGAUCAAAUUUGCAUGGGAAAUGAACAGGGGCGAGCACAGUACCAUGACUUUGGGACUAGUGUUCAGUUUUCUCGCUGGCUGCAACCCUGCAAUCCAAGCCAUCUUCCUGGGUAACUCCAUCAACUCGCUCCUAUCUCCUGGAACAUCUCUCGGUGGACUAAAGAUAAGCUUCUGGUGUGGUAUGUUCCUCAUGCUUGGAAUUGUCAUUGGAUUCUUCUACUACGUCCAGGGCAUGACGCUAUCGAAAGGAUCCGCCAGGCUCGUUGGCAGCGUACGAACGCGUGCUUUUGGGGCUAUGCUUCGUCAAGACAUGGAGUUUUUUGACGGAGACACCGUAACUUCUGGCGCGCUCAGCAACUUCCUUUCGUCGGAGGCGAAUCGUCUUGCUGGUCUCAGUGGCUCUACUCUCGGAACGAUUGUCAGCGCUGCCUCUUCCAUCCUUGUCGCCUUCAUCGUUGGAUGCUCUUUCGGUUGGAAGCUGGCGCUUGUGUGCUCAGCAACCAUCCCACUUGUUAUUGGUUGCGGUUACUUCCGCUUCUACGCCCUUACUCGCAUGGAGAAACGAACCAAAGAGACGUCUGAUGCCGCCAGUUUUGCCUGUGAGGCAGCCUCAUCUAUCCGUACCGUGGCUUCGCUUUCGCUAGAGAAGCAUCUUUUGUCCACCUACCAUGUGAAACUUGUGGACCAGGGCAAGGGCUACUUCAAGUUCACAAACGUGUCAGCGGUGCUCUUUGCGACAUCUCAGGGCCUCAGCAUGUUCAUUUUCGCUCUUGUCUUCUGGUACGGAGGACGUCUAUUGUUCAACCAGGAGUAUACUGUCUUGCAGUUCUUUGUGGUCUACUCUUCCAUCAUCAACGGUGCUCAGUCGGCUGGUGCAAUCUUCUCUUUUGCUCCCGAUAUGGGCGAAGCGAGGGACGCGGCCAAGCUUCUCAAGUCUUUCCUGAACCGCAUUCCCAAGAUCGAUCACUGGUCGCCUGAGGGUAUCAAGAUUGACAGGUUAAGUGGCAAAGUCGAGCUACAAGAUGUGCGUUUCACGUACCCCGGAAGACCCGAUCACCGUGUCUUGCGCGGUGUCAGUCUUUCUGCCGAACCUGGUCAAUUCAUCGCCCUUGUUGGCGCCUCCGGCAGUGGCAAGUCAACGGUUAUGCAACUGCUCGAAAGAUUCUACGACCCAACAAGUGGUGGCGUGCUCGUCGACGACGUGGACUUGAAAGACUACAACCUCCAAGACUACCGAUCGCAACUAGCAAUCGUCAGUCAAGAAACAACUCUCUAUACCGGCACAAUCCGCGAAAACAUCCUCGCCGACAAGGAAGACUUGGGUGAUGAGGCGGUGAUACAAGCGUGCAAAGAUGCCAACAUCUACGACUUUAUAACAUCAUUACCUGAUGGUUUCAACACGCUAGUGGGUGCAAAGGGUGCUCUCCUAUCUGGUGGCCAGCGUCAACGCAUAGCAAUUGCACGUGCCCUCCUCCGCGACCCCAAGGUCUUACUUCUCGACGAAGCCACAUCAGCCCUCGACUCCACAUCCGAACGCGUUGUACAAGACGCCCUUGACUCCGCAGCACAAGGACGCACCACGAUUGCCAUCGCGCAUCGUCUGAGUACCAUUCAACACGCUGACGUGAUCUACGUCUUUGACCAAGGCAAGAUCGUGGAGAAGGGCAGACAUGAAGAUUUGGUGAGCAAGAAGGGGGUUUACUUUGAGCUGGCGAAGUUGCAGGCUAUCGGAGCUCCGCAAUAA